Molecule: messenger RNA, 573 nt
Organism: Radiomyces spectabilis
Lineage: Eukaryota; Fungi; Mucoromycota; Mucoromycetes; Mucorales; Radiomycetaceae
Exons: 1
Coding region: 130-432 (100 amino acids)
Source: RefSeq, a predicted model, not a curated record
AUCCUUUUGAGUGCUUCUUCUCAAAAAAUCUAAAGUCUCACUCGCGGUUUAUCUUACAAUAAACAUUGCAUUUCGGAUUAUUUAGCACGCCCUUAACCGGAAUAAGUAAUUCGCACGAAUGAUAAAAUUAUGUCAUUGAUGGUUCAGAUUGCAGUCACUGCGUGCACACAGCAACCCCUUGUUGAAGCAUUCACCAAAUCUGUUCGUGUUCUUUUCUUUGUUGUCAGAAUUAUGUACAUAACACGCGAUCAAGCAAUUUGCAUGCUAUUUUAUGUCGAAUAUACUGAAGAAAACGUUUACAAAUACAAGAAAAGGCUUGAAGAAGUCGAAGGAUUUGAAGUUUGCUAUAACGUCGACCAAACGCAACCCAUUCUGGCACCCACGGCAAGGAUAUAUGGAGAUCCAAUCUCAUACCAUCGAUAUCCCCAAUGAUUAUCUGAUUAGAGUGUUCUAUCGAAAGGAGCCUACUAUCAAUAUUGAAAAGUUAAAUUUUGCAUUACAAUUAGCUGGAUGUUCAUUAUUACCAGAUAACCAAAUGGCUCAGUUCAAAUAAAUAGCUUUCGCUUGCAAUCG